Molecule: messenger RNA, 7283 nt
Organism: Pristis pectinata (smalltooth sawfish)
Lineage: Eukaryota; Metazoa; Chordata; Chondrichthyes; Rhinopristiformes; Pristidae
Product: zinc finger FYVE domain-containing protein 16-like
Exons: 20
Coding region: 770-5344 (1524 amino acids)
Biological process (GO): endosomal transport
Cellular component (GO): early endosome membrane
Molecular function (GO): metal ion binding
Source: RefSeq, a predicted model, not a curated record
GCGUCCGGUGUCCGGUCGGUGACGGCGGGCGGUGACCGGUCGGUGGCGGCCCCGGCGGGCGGUGACCGGCCCCGGUGUCCGGUCGGUGGCGGCCCCGGCGGGCGGUGACCGGCCCCGGUGUCCGGUCGGUGGCGGCCCCGGCGGGCGGUGACCGGCCCCGGUGUCCGGUCGGUGGCGGCCCCGGCGGGCGGUGACCGGCCCCGGUGUCCGGUCGGUGGCGGCCCCGGCGGGCGGUGACCGGCCCCGGUGUCCGGUCGGUGGCGGCCCCGGCGGGCGGUGACCGGCCCCGGUGUCCGGUCGGUGGCGGCCCCGGCGGGUGGGCCGCUCGCAGCGGGCUUUCAGAUGUUUGCAGGGGACUUGGGCUAGGCAUCUUGUGUAAUUUCACAUUAAUGAAGGCACUCACCUCAUUCAGAAAUGAAGAAAGGAAAUGGUGGGAAUACUCAGUGGGCUGGGUAACAUCUGUGAACAGAGGAGCAGAGUCAGUGUUUCAGGAAUUCUGAAACCAGAACUGGCAUCUCGUAUCGUCCGAGUCUUCAUCCAGAUGAUUGAUACAGUUUGUGAAGAGUAACAGACUUGGCAACUAUCUCUAUAGGUCUCUACUAUUUCAACACAUUUGGUCUAGAACAUUUAAGCUUAUAUAGUGGAGAUUUACCAACAAUAAUGCAAGCGUGUUACAAAGCAGAUAACGGAACUUGAGACGGCAGCUGAAAGGCUUCACUUGGAGACCAGGGACCAGGAGGCUCAGUGUAUCGGUUUAUAAGUACUGAAAAUGGACAGCUACUUCAAAUCAGCAGUUUGUGACCUGGAUAAACUACUAGAUGAAUUUGAGCAAAAUCCAGAUGAAAACGAUUUUUGCAGGCCUCCUGGAGGAGGGACCAUAACUUCAGAUUAUCCACCUUGUCACUCAAAGUACUCCGCAGACUUGACUGAAGCCUGUGCUCAGACUGCAGUCGACACCCUCUCAUUUGAUGCAUCUUAUAAUCUGGUUGGGGCUGAUUCAUUGUUGCCAAGUAACGUUGAUGCUAAAGAAACUUUACGACAAUCUCAAAAAACUCUUACAGGACUGGACUUGCUAUCUACCGUUGAUAAUAGAACGUCUGAUGAUACAGAACAAUUUAGUCACAGCAGAGGCAGUAGGCCCAUCUGUGAUUUAAUUAGUGACACUGAAAGUGUGACUCAUGAAACAAAUGAUUACGAGGUUGAUGAUGAACUUGAAAUUAAACAUAUUGAAGACCAGGCCAGUGGCUCCCUGCUGAUUGAUUUUAACCAGUCCUCUCUUCCAGUUCAUGCUGGAAAAGUAAAAUGUUCAGGAGAAGGCAGUUUUGGAAUCACAAACUUGUUGGAGCUGGACAUUUCUUUUCACAAUAGUACAGAAAAUGAGGCGCAGAAUUCAGGACAUAUUAGUGGAGGAAUAAGGAACCAGGAAUAUUCAAUCCAGCAUGAGAAUUCUGAUGAGCUCGAAGAUGAUGAAUCUCAAAAAGAAGAGGAGAAUUUUGAUAAAGUGUCCCAGUGUGAAGAACGAGAAGAGUUCUCAGUUACUUCACAGCAAACCAAAGAAGUCAGUUCGGUAAUUGAAGAUGCAGUUGGAUUCAGUGAUUGCAAAGUACAGGAGCCUUCUGACAAUGCAAGAUUGGCUGUGUGUGCGGAUUUGAACAGUGUCAGAACUGUGGCUUUGUGUGGGUUAGGAGAUGUGGAAACUGGACUGGAAGUUGAAAAGGAAUUUUUAAAAGUCAGAUAUACAUGCAAUGCCUCUUCAACAAAAAAUGCUAAUAAAGUAGACUGUUCAAAUAAUUCCAUCAGCUCUUCUUUAUUGAAUUCCGAUUCCACAAUAAACUCAGUAGAUCCAGAGUGGGAUUCAGAGCACAGACCGCCUCAGAAAGAAUGUAAUGCAACUGUAGGCUGUGACUCGGCUAAGUGCUUAAUUACAAACUCUGAUAAGUUGGACUCCGAACCACAUAAUCAAGAAAUACCUUUUGUGGAUGAUACCAACCAGAAUUUGGAGCAUAAUAGUGAUAUUUCGUUAGAGGAACAUUUAUGUUCUGGAGGUGAAGAGAAUAUUGAUGAAAAGGAUGAAAGUUAUCCCAAUACAGAAUGGAUGCAACAGAAGGAAAGUCUGGUAAUGUCAGACACUAUCGCAGAAGCUGUGGUUAAGCCAUUUGAAGAGAUACCGAAUAAUAUAAGUGACACAGAAGCAGUGUUGACUUGUAAAGAACUUGCAGCUGAGUUUUCAUUUGAUGAUAUCCAUAAAGAUGGAUAUGAUGAUAUAAAUGAUGUUUUUGUUAGUGAUGCUGAGCUUGAUGCAUUCUUAAUGGAACAGAAUGAUCACUGUAAUUUGAAAGAAGCUGUGAUAGGCCCUUUGGCUAAUAGUUUUUCAGAACCUAGUGCAGGUCAAAUUGAUCUGCCUGAGACGUAUGAUUUUCUGAAUCUUCCUGAAGCUACUGUGGCUGUUGAUAGGGGUCUUCAAUCCCAGGAGGAAGAAACUCUGCAGCUGGUUGAUCAUGGAACAGAGUCUUUGACAGCAAAUAUACAAAGUGUUCCGUCUACAACAGAAAAUGCUUCAGUGCACUGUCCUGUAAAUGAUGUACAGUUGGAGAUAACUCAUAAACCAAUCCGAACCAAAGACAGCCAGCCAGCGUCCUCCAUUGACACUAGUCACGUAGUUAACGAUACCCAUAAUAAUCAAAUUAACUUUGGAGGAGCUAGACCCAAACUCUUCAAUUCUCAAGCAAAAGUUAUACCAAAACAAGAUCAGAACAACCUAGUAGGUGAUAAUAUUGAGGUUGUUGGUGGCAGUUUAGAUCAAUGUGCAGUGUAUAUUGAUACAAAAGGCACUGUUUCUGAACCAGACCAAGAUGCAUCCAUUUCAAGCUCCGUUUAUAAUUAUGUUCGAGGUACAGAAGAUGGGACCCAAGUGUUGGGACCAUCAUAUGAUUCCAUCACGUGUGAUGAUACUGGAAGUGCAGAAGAAGGUACUUGUGGUGCUGAACAGUUUAUCAAAGAAGCAGCUGUACUUGGACAGAACCAGCCACAAUGGAUACCAGAUUGUGAAGCUCCAACCUGUGCUCGUUGCCAUGCUAGAUUUACUUUCACCAAGAGGAGACAUCACUGCAGAGCAUGUGGAAAAGUUUUCUGUGCUGCCUGUUGUUAUCAAAAGUGUAAACUUCAAUACCUGGAAAACAAAGAAGCUCGUGUUUGUGUUGUCUGUUAUGUUACCAUACAGAAAGCUCAAGCAUUUAAGACAAUGAUGAGUCCAACUGGUCCAAGCCCUAACCCUAAUAUUCCAUCAGAAUAUUGUUCCACUGUUCCACCUCUGCAACAAGCUCAGGCAUCUGGCACCCUCAACUCCCCUCCCCCCACUGUCAUGGUACCUGUUUCGGUACUAAAACACCCAAGAAACGAAAGCACAGGCACUUUUCCCAGAGAGCACAGAAGGGUUUGGUUUGCAGAUGGUAUCCUGCCAAAUGGAGAAGUGGCAGACCCAACGACAAUGACGGGAAGUUCACCAGUUGGCACUGGCAAAGGAACACCAGAAGAUGUGCCCAAUGUCACUCAAGAACCAAAAAUGCCUUCAUCACACAGUGCAGGAGAUCAAGUACUUUCUGAUCUUACAAGUCAAGUUGAUGCAUUGAAGACUGAUUCAGUUGUAACAACAGGUUUAGCAAAUGUUCAAGAUAUCAAGGCUGAUAUUUCUCGAACAGACUACAGAGCACUGGCUGCUGUUGGGAAGUCUGUUCCAAAGAUUAUGAGCCUCAUUCCAGAUGAUGAGAAUGGUCUACCUCCAAUUGUUGUAACAACAGGAAAGCAAGAAGGCCAAGUGGUGGUGGAGGAACAUCCAACUCAGAACCAGGCAAUGUCGCUGCUAGAGGAUGGAGAGCCAAAUCCCUUGACCUUUGUGCUGAAUGCCAAUCUUCUUGUUAAUGUGAAGUUUGUGAAUUAUGCUGCAAGUAAAUGCUGGUGCUUUGUCUCUAAUGGAUUACAUGGUGUAGGCCAGGCAGAAGUUGUCAUUUUGUUAUCAUGUUCAUCUGAAGAAAAUGUAAUUCCCAAAGACAUCCUUAACUUUUAUAUUACACUGUAUCGGGAUGCAUCUAAAGGAAAAACCAUUGGAAAUUUAGGAAUAUUUUCCUUCACAGAAAGUUUUCUAGGUAGUAAAGAUCACGGUGGCUUCCUUUUUGUUAUGCCUACUUUUCAGACACUAGCAAAUCUGCUGAUUCCAAGUAGUCCAUUUUUGUUUGGAAUUCUCAUUCAGAAACUAGAAGUACCUUGGGCAAAGGUGUUUCCCAUUCGACUCAUGCUAAGAUUAGGAGCAGAAUACAAUGUUUAUCCUUGUCCUUUAAUGAGUGUUCGAUCCCGUAAAGCACUGUUUAGUGAAACUGGUCAUACCAUCAUGAAUUUGCUAGCAGAUCUUCGAAAUUACCAAUAUACUUUGCCUACAAUUGAGGGAUUAGUGCUUCAUCUGGAGAUGGGGAAGAGCUCAAUUAAAAUCCCUAAGAGAAGAUACAGUGAGGUCAUGAAAGUAGUAACUUCUUCGAAUGAACAUGUGAUUACUAUGGGAACAUGUUUUAGCCCAGAUGCUGACUCUCACCUGGUCUGCAUACAAACUGAUGAUAAAAAUUAUCAAACGCACGCAAACACCAUUGCCGGGAAGUCCAGAAGAGUUACAGGAGCCUCUUUUGUGGUGUUUAAUGGAGCUCUGAAAACAACUUCGGGAUUUAUCGCUAAAUCUAGUUUAGUGGAAGAUGGACUUAUGGUACAAGUAACCCCUGAAACCAUGGAUGGUUUAAGGCGUGCUCUAAAAGAGAAGAGAGACUUUCAAAUAAUUUGUGGAAAAUUGGAUUCGGAUGACAGAAGAGAAUGUGUAGAUAUUCAGUGGGUAGAUGGUGACGAACCUGUAAAUAAAGGUAUUCUAAGCCCUCUUGAUGGACGGUCCAUGGAAAAUAUUCCUAGCAACAAGAUCUUGCAGGAAAAUGAAUUUGAAACGGACGGCAUUGUUGUAAAGUGCACCGAGGUAUUCUAUUUGCAAAGAAAUCAUGAUCCACAUGGUCCUACCGUUCCAGCCGUGCAGAGUCAGCUGAGCAAGGAGAUUGCCGCAGCCUGCUGUGCUGCUCUCUGCCCUCACCUGAAAGGCUUGAAAGAAAUUGGAACAAACAAAUUGAGUCUCAGGGUCUCUUUAGAAACUGACAAGGUUGAAUACCAAGCAGGUUCACAGGGCCUGCUCCUUCCACAACACUACAUGAAUGACCUGGAUAGUGCUUUAAUUCCAGUUAUCCAUAAUGGAAGCUCUUAUGCUAGCAGUGGCCCUCUCGAGAUGGAGUUAUUCUUCUUUAUUCUGGAACAACUUAUUUGAAGAAGAAACUAUAAAUUUCCUGGAUCCCAUUAACCUGAAGUAGUGUUGAAAAAUGCACAAAAUCUGCAAACUGUCUGUCUGCUCGGAAUUGUCUCAAGGACACAGGGAUCAGUCCCUACAACGAAAUGACUAACUUCCCAUUCAGAAACCAGCCUGCGUUUAAUGGUACAGUCCCCUUUUGAGAAUUUCAGACAUGAAAUCUCCAGAAUUACUUGGCGCUCCGGAUGUUGAUGCCCCCAUUUUGGAUACUUGUAGCACCACAAUCUUUUCAAGUAGAAAUGAGAGUACCUGGUGCUAAUGCAAUUGUAUGUUAAAUCAUUUAAUAACCAAUGUAUGUCAAGUUAACAACACCAACGUGUUCCUGAAUGUUGGCAGAAGAUUGAGUAAUAAGUUCAACAGUUAACUGGUGCAGUAGUGUUUAGGACAAUUUCAAUUAAAGGUAAUAUUUUUUUUAAUAUAUGUUGUGUAGUAACUGAGAAAGAAAGCAAAUUACAAGUUUAAAAACAAUUUGGAUUCAAUGGAACUUGCAUUGUGUGCACAGAUUUGUAAUUAUUCUUUAAGCCUUCCUAAAUGUCAUAAGGCCAAAAAUUGAUGAAACAGAAAAGAAACAAUGCACUCCUAAAGUCUCGCACAGAGGUAAUUUCAUAAACUGAAGUUUGUGUAAAGAAAACGUGACCACAGUCAGACUUUUGAUUCUAUUUUAAAACAAUUAUUAAAAAGUAAGGAGCACAAGCAUAUGCAGAUUUUUAAAUAAAGCCUUCUGGAGGUUGGGAUGUUGGAGUGUUUAAAGGACCUCCAAACAGUGAAUGUCCUGUAAAUGAAAAAUAUAUUCUGCUUUUGAUAGUACCAUUUUCAUCGAGAAAGUAAUGUACGAGGGCAAAUGAUUGAUUUAAAUCGUUUCCUCCUUCACUCAGUUAAACAUAAGACAAUGAGGCUCACUCUGCAAUAGUUUUCAAUCAAAGGAAAGAAAUCUGCCAGCAGUGUUACUUUUGAUUUGUCAGGCUUCUUCCUUGAAGUAUGAAUCAUUCAGGAAGCCAUAAUAGGAAUGUUGAGCCAAAUUAUAUUCUCCUUUGGCAUAUUUCAUGCAUCUGAUAUUCCUUUGUGAGGAUCUGAACCUGUUAAUUAAUUAUGCUUUUUAAUAAUCUGUGUAUAGGGGCUAUUUUUCUUAUAAAAGCAACAAAUAGAAAUGUUUCAUAGACUUGUUUACACAAGAUUUAUACCAAUAUAUCUGCAUAAUAACAGAGUCUUUAUGACUGGGGUUUAAAAUUUCAGGAAUGCUUCAAUCAAUUGAAAUAUUUCCAGCAUAAUUAUCUUUCUUACCAUUUUUUAUUAUGUUUCUAAAAUGUGGUAAAGAAAUUAUUAUUCCAAUUGUGUUCUAUAAAAGUUAAAUCAACCUAAUGUUUUGAGACUGAUAAUAAUUGAUAUAUAAAUUAAAAUCAAUAUGUAGGCUUGUGGCUACAGGAUCCUUAAAUCUGUAAUUGAUGUUUCCCUACAGAUAGAAAUGUGCAAUUUUUCUACCCUAGGACUUGUAGAUCUCUUCUUAUUUGAACCUCUGAAAAGUGUUAAAUUGUGUAUUAUUUACCUAAUUUCUUAUAGGCUUUGUAUUACAUGUAUGUAGAAUCACUAAUCCCUAUUUCUCCAAGUGUAGUGUUUGGCUUUCUACUGCCAGCACGUGGUAAUAGAUGGAUUGGCACUUGACCUUCAAACUGCUUCAAAGACGUGCUUGAAAGUCAAAGUAGUAAAUGGUGCUGCACGUGUAUAUUGCAUCAGGCAGCAUUUUUGUAAUGUAUAACAAAGUCAAACUGCAGUCUCUUCAAGUGUUAAGAAUUUAAAAUGCAUUGACCUCAAUCUUGUAAAUGGGGAAUUAUUAAUUUCCUACAUUUUUAUUUAUAUGUAUCCUUGUAUAUUUAUGAUGAAAAUAAAUCACCAGAAAAUUAAA